This is a messenger RNA of Haliotis rufescens (red abalone), 3126 nucleotides long. RefSeq names its product adrenodoxin-like protein 1, mitochondrial. The record is from RefSeq and is a predicted model, not a curated record. Lineage: Eukaryota; Metazoa; Mollusca; Gastropoda; Lepetellida; Haliotidae. Gene Ontology annotation, cellular component: mitochondrion. Gene Ontology annotation, molecular function: 2 iron, 2 sulfur cluster binding. Gene Ontology annotation, biological process: positive regulation of oxidoreductase activity; P450-containing electron transport chain. The transcript is spliced from 6 exons. The coding region runs from base 42 to 593 and encodes 183 amino acids.
UUUCUUUCUCCGUUUGGCGGCUACAUAUCUGUGUGUCCAACAUGGCUGCCUCCAUGAGGAUUUUGUGCAGACGAUGCUUUAAAAAUAUUCCAUCGUUGUAUCGAAGAAGUAAAGAGUUUAAACAUACAGAACGAAAAUUGAGAAAUCCAUUGUUACAUCUUCGAUAUUUCAAAACAAGUGUGCAAGGUUCACUCUGUUCUGGUGAAUAUGAAUGGCAGGAUCCCAGAUCUGAAGAUGAAGUAGUGAAUGUCGUGUAUAUAGACAAGUCCGGGAAAAGGGUUCCUGUACGAGGAAAGGUUGGAGACAAUGCCAUGUACUUAGCACAUAGAUAUGAAAUAGAGAUUGAAGGAGCGUGUGAGGCAUCUCUAGCCUGUUCUACGUGUCACGUCUAUGUACAAGAAAAAUACAUGGAUGCUUUACCAGAGCCUGCUGAAAAAGAGGAAGACAUGCUGGAUCUUGCUGUGUUUCUCAAGCCAAACUCCAGAUUAAGUUGUCAGAUUAUCCUCAGCAAAGAGAUGGAGGGUCUAGAGUUGACACUGCCUAAAGCCACUCGGAACUUCUAUGUUGAUGGACAUGUCCCACAACCUCACUGACAGUUCAAGAUAGAAGACAUGAACUUCAUAACAGAUUGUCAUUAUAUUCAGACAGGAUGUGUGCAGAUAGCAUGUCUUUCUUGCGACUGGGAUAGGAUAUCCACUAAACUAUUUCUUCUGGCUAUUAUCUCAUUGGCAAGUAAUAGAGGUCUUGUGACAGUACAUUUUAGUGGGAUAUAAAGGUACAUAUGUGUGAACAAAGGAUGAGGACUGUUACAAGUCUUUUUAGAGCUCAACCCAAUAUUCAAGUCCCAAGUUUAGCAUGUCUGUGUAUAAAGUGAACAAUUGUGCAAACAGCACUUUACACUCCCAGCAUCAAAACCUUGGGAUAGAUGCAGCUAGAGUGGGACUAUUUUGUAAAGUCUAUUGGCUUAUGAUUGUGCCGUAUGUGGCGCAAAUGACAAACACCCACUGGACGAGAGUCUUGCUAUGCUCUAAAAGGAGAUUGUGUCAAUGGAUAGGUGAUGAGUCAUAUAUAACAACUUCAUAUAUAAAACCUCACCCUGGCAUAUGAAAGUCGUAAGUUGAUAAUCUUUACCACAUGUGUACAUAUUGUUAUUCAUCAACUACCUCAGUUACAGUUUCUUGUACUAUAAAUAGAGUAGUGUCAUCUGAUUUAAAUGAUCACGAUUACGGUAACUCUUCAUCUCAACUUCUAAGUGUACUCCUGAGCAUAUAUUUGAUGGAAAACAGAUCAAGUCAGACAUUCAUUUCAAUCAAAACGUCUUGAUCGUGAGUUGCAGUUGACAUUUUGUAUUUUUUAACAAAAGAAACUAUAUGAAGCGCCCUCUCCAACAAGCCAAUCACUCAACCUAACAUUCUUCUCCAAACUGAAGGAAUGAAACUGAGACUACAGAAUGUUCAGCAUCAUUAUAGGCCCCAGAUUUGUUAAUGUGUUUACAUUAUUGCAGAGAUGGAGGUGAGAGUUUGUGUGGAUGUAUAUAACCAUACAUUUCAGUAACCAUCAUCUGUAUUCAGCAUGUUGUGAACAUUCAAUGUUAUUUGUCAGAAACUUGAUCAAAUUAAGUGACACUUUACAUGAGUGUUGUUACUAUAAUGAAGUUCUUCGAAGUUAAAGAAUAUUACUUUGAGGUACUACUGUCAUUUCACAGCCCUGCAGCAGUCGAUGGUUCUUGAUGGGCAUACAUUUCACUAUACAGUCGUGCCUCGUUUAUAAGGACACUUGCGUCAUUUCACAAUUCAUCCGUAUAAACGAAUUUCCGUAUAACUGAAACCAGCUUCUUACUGGAAGAGUUACUUCCCUUCAAUUAUGCAACUCAUGACAGAUGACAGAACAGAUACAUCCACUCAAUCUUUAUUCAUACACGUUUCAAAAAGUCUGUCAUGGAAGUUUGAAUUUUACCACAUUUUGAGGUUUGAAUUUUAAACAAUAAUGUGUCACUUGGUUAAUUGACUUCUCACGAAUCAAAGGAUUACCACCAGCGGAAGGAAUACCACCAGCGGAAGUGUAUUGUCCGGAUAAGUGAGACAAUUAUCUGUGCAUUUCAGUGUUUUGUGUAUGAAAAUGACCGUCCGGUUCCGGAAACUGAAUUUCCAUAUAUACGGGUAAAUUUAUCUAGUAAUUAUUUCGUUUUGAAUGAAAAUCGCCCGGGAACCGAGGUUUCCGGAUAUCUGAAGUCCGUAUAAGCAGGGCACGACUGUAUUCACCUCCUUCUGACUGUACUUUGGCACUUGGCACUCUUUUUCCCCUAGAAUUCUCUUAAUACUAAUUAUUGACAUAAAAGGAAAAAAAAUGAUUACCAUGUUAUAUUACAAGGCUGAAAACAAUUGCUUCUUGAACAAUCAAAUUUGAAAGUUGGUGCAGGAUAUACAAUGUCUUACAACAUGAAUUUUCAGUUUUACAUGCUUUAUGCCUGCGAACCAAGAAUAUCUUCAUAUCUCUAUUGCUGAAAUAUGUCGAAAAAAAGUUGGUCUAAUAAAAUGGCAUUCACAUACAUCUUGAUAUGCAAUAUGUACUUACAAUUCUUUUCAGCCCUGAACUAGAGGGAUAUGGGAGCAGAAUAGUUCAUUAUGUACAGGGAGACCAAGCUCCAUGGUCUGGCAACUAUUUCCAGUCAAGAUUUUCAUGUUGUUAUUAGUGCCUUGAUUGAAACUGAAACAGUAUUUCUAAGUAAUUAGAUUAGUCAUUAACUGCUAUUUUGAUAUACUAAGUAAUAUAUAAGCAUAUAGACAAACUGUUUUUGGAGGACAUUUGAUGCCAACUGCCCUGGGCCUAGUCCACAGGUUGCUCCUUAAACAUAUCCUUUAAUGUCAUUCAGUAACAGUAGACUUACACUUAUCACUUUUUGGGGCUAUUAUGUUAUUGUUCUAUUGUUAUGCUUCACAAGCAAGUAUAUGAUAAUAAGUAGUAAUUUUGUGUCAGUGGCCAGAGAUAGACAUAAACUCUCUUAUCAGGAGCCUAACAUCACUCAACAGUGUUCCUCAUUCUGACAAGAGAGACACCCUGGUCAUAUGAGUGAGUCAGACUGGAUAAACAAAUUUCCGAAUAAACAAAUGUGUAUUUGGUAAUAUA